AUGACACCUGAAGGUUUGUUGCGUAAAGAUGGAACACCACCUAAAGGAUCACUUUUAAAUCAAAUCCUUCCGCUGUUGAAAUCACAAGAUUUGGAAGGUCAAGAAUGUUAUUUACUAGUCAAAGCAAUGGACAAUAUUAUUUUACCAGAUGGAGGAUAUGGAUGGGUAAUAGUGCUUGUUGCAUUUAUGGUAAAUGUAACAACUAUUGGACAUAGUUAUACAUGGGGAAUAUUUCAAGAUUAUUAUUAUAAAAAUGUAUUCCACGAGCAAGUUUCUACCUCUGCCUUAUUCUUCAUCGGGACAAUAAGUAUAAGUUCUAUUUUCUCAUUAGGUCCAUUUUCCACCUAUCUAAUAGAUAGGUUUGGUCAUAAACCUUUGAUGAUUACUGGAACAAUACUUUUUGCAAUUUCUAACACAAUGGCAAGCUUUGCCGUAACUGUUUGGCAACUAUUCUUAACUCAAGGACUAUUAUGGGGUAUAUCAUGUUCGCUCGCAUUCUAUCCAUGUGUUGGAACACCUUCAUUAUGGUUCGUUAAGCGCCGAGGAUUAGCAAACGGCAUUGCUAUAGCUGGUGGUGGUGUUGGACCUUUGAUUUAUUCACCAAUAAUAUCCAAAUUAUUAUCUAUCGUUGGUCAUCAAUGGACAAUAAGAAUUUUUGGUUUAUGGGGAACUAUAUUAUUGUUAAUAUCAACAAAAUUUAUACACCUUCCGCCUAAUUACCAUUUAAGGAAUAAAAAUAAUGAUUUGUCAAAGAAACAACAGAUUUUAGAUUUAAGCUUAUUUAAAAUUCCUGAAUUUGUUGGAUUAGCUUUGGUUUCCUUAUUUGUUCCUUUUGGAUUUUUUGUACCUUUUUACUUAAUACCAUCAUUUGCCACACAUAUUGGCAUUUCGGAAGGAACCAGCGCUAUAAUUGUUGGUGUUGCAAGUGGAAUGAAUGCGUUUGGUCGAAUAAUGUUAGGCUAUUGCGCCGAUAAAUU
Messenger RNA from Entrophospora candida, 977 nucleotides. The record is from the annotation of a GenBank genome assembly. Lineage: Eukaryota; Fungi; Glomeromycota; Glomeromycetes; Entrophosporales; Entrophosporaceae.